GUAAUUUUUGCUGUCAUCAUUGCUUCCGGGUGUUUUCUUGGAAGAAGAGCCCUUUAGAUCUGAUGAUCUUUUAUUUUCAAAGAAAAAUCUAAAAGGUUUCGGUCAUUUUCACGUUUUCAAAAUGAACAGGAUAUUUGGACGGAGUAAGGGAAAAGAUGCUCCUCCAAAUCUGUCGGACUGCAUUGGGAAUGUGGACGCCAGGGCAGAGUCCAUCGAUAAAAAAACUGCCAGACUGGAUGCAGAACUACUGAAGUACAAAGAUCAAAUGAAAAAGAUGAGAGAUGGACCCUCAAAGAAUAUGGUGAAACAGAAGGCAUUGAGAGUACUAAAACAGAAGAGGAUGUAUGAAGGCCAGCGGGAUCAGCUAGCUCAGCAGUCGUUCAACAUGGAGCAGGCAAACUACACCAUCCAGUCGCUGAAAGACACCAAAACCACGGUGGAAGCCAUGAAGAUCGGUGCUAAGGAGAUGAAAAGGGCUUACAAGGACGUCAAACUGGAUCAGAUUGAAGACCUCCAGGACCAGCUGGAGGACAUGAUGGAGGAUGCCGGUGAGGUGCAGGAGUCGCUGAGCCGCAGCUACGGCACGCCGGAGAUAGACGAGGACGACCUGGAAGCAGAGCUGGACGCCCUGGGAGACGAGCUCCUGCUGGACGAUGACAACACGUACCUGGACGAGGCCUCCGCCUCCCCGGCCAUCCCUGAGGGAAUGCCCAGCGACAGCAAGACCAACAAGGAUGGUGUUUUGGUGGAUGAAUUCGGACUUCCACAGAUUCCGGCCACAUAAAAAGAAUACUGAUGAAAGAAGCUGUGCGCCAUUCGACUGAAAACACUUUUUUUAUAUGUAGAGUAACAUUUAUACAGGCAGAUCAGGUUGAGUUCAGAACACUAAAGUAUUGAACACUAAAGUUGUCUUGUACGGUCAUUACUAAUAACAUGUUAGCAUGUGGCCUUGUAAUAUAUAGUUCUGCUUGUUUUUUUCCAUAUCCUAAUACCUAUUUUCCUUGUCAUUUAGUUGUCUUAUUUGCAGUAUUAUUCCAUUUUAAGUUAUCAUGUGUUGACUAAUUUUUAGUAGUGAAGAAACUCAUGAGGGCCAGUCAAAACAUUUAUUUACUUUUGUGGAAAUUAUGGAAUUGGUUUCCAUUUUGUAUGUGUGUGUGGAUUGACACCACUAAAAUAAAAUAUGCAUUUUAAUU
This is a messenger RNA of Gadus macrocephalus (Pacific cod), 1193 nucleotides long. It is a transcript of the gene chmp5a, whose product is annotated as charged multivesicular body protein 5a. The transcript has 8 exons. Gene Ontology annotation, biological process: vesicle budding from membrane; late endosome to vacuole transport via multivesicular body sorting pathway. NCBI's taxonomy places the organism in Eukaryota, Metazoa, Chordata, Actinopteri, Gadiformes, Gadidae. Gene Ontology annotation, cellular component: multivesicular body. The record is from RefSeq and is a predicted model, not a curated record. The coding region runs from base 122 to 784 and encodes 220 amino acids.